Molecule: messenger RNA, 7423 nt
Organism: Epinephelus lanceolatus (giant grouper)
Lineage: Eukaryota; Metazoa; Chordata; Actinopteri; Perciformes; Serranidae
Gene: man2a2
Product: mannosidase, alpha, class 2A, member 2
Biological process (GO): protein deglycosylation; mannose metabolic process; N-glycan processing
Cellular component (GO): Golgi membrane
Molecular function (GO): alpha-mannosidase activity; carbohydrate binding
Source: RefSeq, a predicted model, not a curated record
UGCUAGGCUAACUGGUUCAGUUGGUAAUCUGUCAGCCCGGAGCUAAAUGCACACACACUGCUGGGCUCUACACUCUUCCGGAUUACUCUCCUUUGAUGGCUGAAGAAGACCCUCCGAUGUGACUUGGCGCUUGUGAUCGAGGACAGACACACUGCCCAUGCUGCCACAGUAGAUACGCCGUCACUAUGCCACUGAGAGAAGAAUGACAUUUGUCUCAUUUUAAUUCUUGGAGCUGCCUCAGGCAGAGUUGAGGCUUGAUUAAAAAGCGACUGCUCCAAGCCAAGUUGGUCUUUUUCUCAGCCUAUUUCUUUGCGCUGCUGCAGCCUAGAGUGCAAACUGUUAUGGCACCGGAGGCCAACUGAGCAAAAGGGGACUCUGGCUUUAUUGGAGAAUUAAACUUUGCUGUGGGAGUGGGGACUGGACAAGGAGAGCAGGCCCACAGCGACACACAUCAUGCUGCGGGGACACUAGGCUCCCUGUUUGAGCCCCUUGUGUGUGUCGUUUGUUUUUUUUUUCCUUUUUCCUGCAGUCUCAUCGGUUUGGAUGGUUGAACACAAGGGCUACUUUGAAGGAGCCCACCGGUGGCUGUGGUUUGGCCAAAGCUGACAGACUGCUUGCCAGCUAUUGCUGAUUUAGUACCCUUGUCCACUGCUGCCACUGCUGUAGCCCCCUUGGUUGUGGUCUCCAGUAUGGUGAGUGGAGGCUGGAGGCAUCGCCGGAGUGGAAGUGAACCAUUAACACUGGUGUAGCUGGUUACUUCCCAUCAUUUCUUUCCUACACUGUGAAAAAUUAAAUUCCGCUUUUCAAGGACUUCUUUUCUCUGUCCUGGAAAAAACACAGCCAAGGUCAUUUUUUUAAUCUAAACCCCUGGAAAGAAGAUUGCUCCACAGGAGGAUGAAGUUGAGGAAGCAGGUGACAGUGUGUGGAGGGGCCAUAUUCUGUGUGGCUGUGUUCUCACUGUAUCUGAUGUUGGAUCGAGUCCAGCAUGACCCUGCAAGGCGACAGAAUGGCGGGAACUUUCCACGGAGCCAAAUCUCAGUCCUGCAGAACCGGAUAGAGCAGCUGGAGCAGCUCCUGGAGGAAAACCACCAAAUCAUCAGCCACAUAAAGGACUCUGUGAUGGAGCUCACAGACACAGGAGCUGUGUCUCCCAGCGGCCAUCUGCCAUUCAGAAGUGCCAAUGGUUCCUGGGUCCUACCCUUCGACGGCCGUCCCACUUUCCUCGCUGUCAAGCCCCAAGAUUGCCAACCUGCUUUAGGCAGCCACGGUCAAGCAGACGUUCAGAUGCUGGAUGUGUACUCCAUCCUCAAAUUUGACAACCCUGAUGGCGGUGUAUGGAAACAGGGCUUUGAUAUUACAUAUGAGGCUGAUGAGUGGGACAAUGAACCGCUGCAAGUGUUCGUGGUCCCCCACUCUCACAAUGAUCCAGGUUGGAUCAAGACUUUUGACAAGUACUUCACAGACCAGACGCAACAUAUUUUAAACAACAUGGUGGUAAAGCUGGCCGAGGAUCCUCGCAGGAAGUUCAUCUGGUCUGAGAUUUCAUUCUUCUCCAAGUGGUGGGAAACCGCAGACGUACACAAGCAGGAGGCAAUGCGCAAGUUGAUCCUUGGAGGGCAGCUUGAGAUUGUCACAGGAGGCUGGGUUAUGACAGAUGAAGCCAAUGUUCACUACUUUGCCAUGAUAGAUCAGCUCAUCGAAGGACAUCAGUGGCUGGAGAGAAAUCUAGGUAUAACUCCCCGCAGUGGGUGGGCGGUAGACCCUUUCGGUCACAGUGCCACCAUGCCCUACUUGCUGAAGAGGGCUAACCUGACCAGCAUGCUCAUCCAGAGGGUCCACUACUCAAUCAAAAAACACUUUGCCUCCACCCGCAGCCUGGAGUUUAUGUGGAGGCAGGCCUGGGACACGGGAUCGAGCACAGACAUGUUUUGCCACAUGAUGCCAUUCUACAGUUACGACGUGCCACACACGUGUGGGCCCGACCCGAAGAUAUGCUGCCAGUUCGAUUUCAAGAGGUUGCCAGGUGGUCGGAUAAACUGUCCCUGGAAAGUGCCGCCAAAGACUGUGGUGGAAGCCAAUGUAGCAGAGAGGGCACAGCUGCUCCUGGAUCAAUACCGUAAAAAGUCCAAACUGUACCGCAGCAAGGUGCUUCUCGUUCCCCUGGGAGAUGACUUCCGCUACGACAAGGCGCUGGAAUGGGAUCAGCAGUAUAUCAACUAUCAGAAGCUGUUUGACUACAUGAAUUCUCACCCAGAGAUGCACGUACAAGCUCAGUUUGGGACUCUCACAGACUACUUCAAUGCUGUAUACAAAGCGAACGGAGUGGCCCAGGGAUCCAGACCCGCAGACUUCCCAGUGCUUAGUGGAGAUUUCUUUGCCUAUGCGGACCGGGAGGACCACUACUGGACCGGUUAUUUCACCUCUCGGCCAUUUUACAAGAGCCUGGACCGUGUCAUAGAGUCACAUCUCAGGGGGGCAGAGAUCCUCUACAGUCUGGCGGUUGCAAACGCUCGGCACGCGGGCAUGGAAGGGCGCUACCCAGUCUCAGAUUAUGCCCUGCUAGUUGACGCGAGGCGCUCUGUUGGCCUCUUCCAACAUCACGAUGCCAUCACCGGCACUGCGAAGGAGAAUGUUGUCACAGACUACGGCACCAGAUUACUGCGUUCACUCAUCGGCCUGAAAAGAGUAAUCAUCAAUGCUGCUCAUUUCCUGGUGAUGAAAAACAAAGAGUUUUAUCGCUUUUACCAGACGGAGCCCUUCCUGGAGACAGAUGACAGGCGCGCUACUCAAGACUCUCUGCCUCAGCGCACUUUAAUCGAGCUGGACCCAGCAGGGCCGAGAUACCUGGUUCUGUUUAACCCCAUCGAGCAGGAGCGUCUGUGCGUGGUGACCGUGUUGGUCAACACAGUCAGGGUGCGGGUGCUUACUGAGGAUGGACAGACCCUCCCUGUGCAGCUGAGUGCUCAGUGGAGCUCUGCCAGUCAAAUGAGUGCAGAGGUAUUUGAGGCAACGUUCAUGGUCCGUGUGCCGCCGCUGGGCCUGGCUGUGUUCCAUCUCUACGACUCGCCUGACUCGCCCAUGACGCUCCGCUCUGACACCCUGCUGAGGCUGUCAGGUCGGGGCGCAACUGCUCGAGCCGCGGACCCCCUUCCAGUCCGCUCUCAGCAGUCCGACCCUCAGACGUUCUACAUCAGCAGCCAGUCUCUCACCCUGGGCUUCUCUGGGACCACUGGCCUGCUGGAGAGCAUCAAGCGCAAGGAUGAUCCCCAGGAAGUGAAGGUUCAGAUGCAGUUCAUGGUCUACGGCACCCGUCCCUCUAAAGACAAAAGUGGAGCUUACCUCUUCCUGCCUGAUGGAAAAGCAAAGCCCUACAACCAGAAAGAGCCACCUGUGGUGCGAGUUGUGGAGGGGCCUCUCUUCUCGGAAGUGGUGGCACACUACCAGCAUUUUCAGCAGACCAUUCGCAUACACAAUGUGCCAGGAGUGGAUGGGUUGUCUAUAGACAUCACCACCAUGGUGGACAUCAGAGAUCAGACCAAUAAGGAGCUGGCAAUGCGACUGGUCACAGACAUCCAGAGUGGAGACGUCUUUUACACAGAUCUCAAUGGCUUCCAGAUGCAGCCUCGUCGCCACUACCUAAAACUUCCCCUGCAGGCCAACUUUUAUCCCAUGCCCAGCCAGGCGUACAUCCAGGACAGCCAUCACCGCCUCACGCUGCACACAGCUCAGUCCCUGGGUGUCACCAGUCUGGAGAGUGGCCAGCUUGAAGUGAUUAUGGACCGGCGGCUGAUGCAGGAUGAUAACCGUGGGCUGGGUCAGGGCCUAAAAGACAACAAGAAGACGGCCAACCGCUUCAGACUGCUGCUGGAGAGGAGGUCCAUGGGCAACAAGAUGAUGGACAGUGCAACAACCAGCUUCCCAUCCAUACUCAGUCACAUGACCAACUCCUUCCUGAACCACGAAGUCCUGGCGCUGCCCGUCCUGCCCAAAAGACGCGGCAUCCCUCCUCUACAGACCUUCGCCCCUCUAAAGUCCAUCCUCCCCUGCGACUUCCACCUGCUGAACCUGCGCAGCAUCCAAGGCCAGCAGGACCCCAACUCUCCGUCUCCAUACACGGCCUUGCUUCUUCAUCGUCUGGCGCUGGACUGUGGUCUGGAGAGUCAGAACCUGGGUUUCAACUGCACCACCACACAAGGACAGCUGAGCGUAUCAGGACUGUUCAAGAACCUGGACCUGCAGCUGCUCCAGCCCAUGUCCCUGACUCUGAUGCACUCCAGUGCGCCCCUGGCCAACGACUCCACCAUCAGUCUGGAUCCCAUGGAGAUCUCCGCCUUCAAGCUCAAACUGCGCUAAGAGCCGUCCAGACAAAAAGAGGCAAUAAAAAACCCACCAUACUCCAUGGACCAAGAACCAGGCCAACGCCGGCCACAGACUGGCAACAGAGGGGGGUCUGGGUGUCUCUGUUUUGUCAAGCAGAACCACGAACACUACAGCUCGGAGAGGAAGGUACCACUGUAACAGGACUGACUGCACAGCAGGGGGCAGGCGAUAGCUGUUACUGUGGACGUCUCCGAGAGCAGCUAAACCCUGGUGAACUCGCAGCUGUUCCAAACCAAGAAGGACUGCCAGAAUCGCUCAUCAGAUACAACCGGGUGUCUGUUUGUCUCUGUAAUCGAAAAAAUGAAAUCUCAUUUAAUUCUGCUUUGUAAGAACUCAUCGUUUUCUAUCUUUGCUCCAUCCUGGACUGAACUACUGAAUGUAAAUAUCCCAAAUGACGGGAGGAGGGGGGGGUCUGGGACUCGUGCCACAUCAGAGUGCAAUUUACAAAGCUUUAUUUGGUGUAUGGGUUUAUAUUUUUUUUUUUUAUGUAUGCAAUGAAGAAGACACAUCACGACAAUUUGUUUUUGUACUUGUCAAUUUUUUUUUUUUCUUUUCGACAGACUCGAAUGCAGCAAAGAGAAUGUGUGGUCUCUUUCAUCUCAGCUCACGAGGAGACCCAAGCUGCGGCUCUUUAAGCUAUCGUAUGUCUGCGUCCAAGAGUCCCAGUUCGGUCACCGCCGAUAACAAUGUGAUCAUUAAUCAUAUCGGAUGACUGUUUACCUUCUGUUGGCUGGUUUUGCUUGUAGAUAGUCGGAAGACUUUCUUUCCUUCACUUCUUUUUCCCUCCCUGAGCUUCCUCUUUCCUGACGAGAAAACUGGAAAUCUGUGUGUUUCCAAGCCUCUGUCCAUCAUUCCUGUGCUCGUACUUCACUGCUGAGAGGGUGGUUCUGUGUACCAUACUGUAUGCAGUAGAAGACUAGACAAAGACUUUACCUCAUAUAUACCAUACGACAGAUAUAUCAGUAUGUGUGCGUGUGUGUGCGUCUGUAGAGUAUGUUAAUGUGAAUAUUUGAGGGUUUAUUUUUGGGUGUAUUGAGGACACAGUGCACUCUAUCAGGGACCAUUCAUAGUACUGUUAGGCUUCAUUGAUCAGUUUAUCUGUGUCGAGUCAUGGGUCAUAUCAUUGCAGGACAAAGUGAGCUUCCCAUUGAUGAUCAGAAGAGAAAUGAAAGGGUUAGUUCACUCAAAUUACAAAAUCGGGCCAUGCAGAUACAUUUGGUUUUGAGAUAUCUGUCUGGAGCUGCCACUAAUGAUUGUUCAUUAAGUCGAUAAAGUGUCAGAAAAUAGUGAAACGUGCCCACCCCAUGUGUGUUUUUAAUCACUUGUUUUGUACAAACAGCAAAAACCCAGAGGUAUUAAAGAUUUUUCAAUCAUUUUAAAUAGAAAAAAAAAAAGCCAUCGUCAUUUGAGAAGCUGCGAUCUGGGAAUCGUUGGCGUUUUUGUAGUAAAUGAACAGUGAGUGAAAUAAUUCUCCAAAUUGCUGUCAGCUAAUUUUCUUGUGAUUGUUUCAGCACUAAAUCUGUCUCUGACACUUCUGCCACCACACCAAUAAAAUGAAGCAGAAUGGAAUAAUUUUUGUAUAAAAAAAAUAAAUUGGCAACUGGUCCUUCGAGAAAAAGUGUCCCCAUCACUGAGGGAUAAUCCACAGCUUUCACUGUGAGGCAAUUUCACUGGGACUGCUUUCUACUAAGCACCAAUGCCACACUAUGUACUAAUUAUAAGCAGGUUUUGAGUUUGCAGUGUUCACUCUGGAAAAGUGACAGUGUGCAUACUAAAAAAAAUGCUUGACUUUUGGGUGUGUAUGACUAUGCAUUGCCCAAAGGAAAUGGAGAAGCUGCUCACAGCUGCUGAAACUAAGUGUGGAUGGUGGUGGAACAGCUCCAGGAACUCCCCAGAAAACAAAAAUAUGACUCGAAAAAUAUUUUGCUGCCUCGCCAAAAUCUGUGGAUUGAUUGCCUUUGCAGGAUGAAUGCUUGUUUGGAACAGUAAAGUAUGAUUUCUUGUACACUAACUACAAAAAAGUGAAUUACAAAGCUCGUAAAUAGAAUAUCUUAACUCUGUAGUAUGGAUUUGGGACACAGUGUGAAAGGUGGGGCACUCAUUCUGGAGGGACAUGUUGCUGUUAAUUUUAUUUUUAGAUGUAAUUUUCCAUUCACCUCCAUUAGUGGUAGAAAUCUAGAGGGAUUUCUCAAAACCAUGCCACAUCAAACCAAAACUGUCUGCAUGUCAAAAUGCCGCCAAGCAAGACACAAUCUAUUUUUGUAAUUUGUGUGAGCUGACCCUUUAAAAAUAAGUCGUAUCAAACCAUUCGCAGGGAUCCUCAACACCGAAGAAAUAAGUUUCUUCAAAUGAGCUGCAGUUUUUUUUCUUCAGAGUUCAGCUCCACAGUGCUUCUUAUUUGGGGGGGCUGCCUCGAGGCACUCAGCCUGUUUCUGGUGCGUAUCUGCCUCCACAACGGCCGUGGAGGAUGUUGUCAUCUGUGUCCAAAGCUGAGGCCGGACAUCUCACAGCCCACCUGUGUCACACUUUGUACUGCUCCACUAUCCCCCCCCUCCCUCCUCUGCCCCCCCACCCCCCCACCCCACUGUGUCCAACCACUUUAAUCGCUCAUCAUUUUUCAGCUGGAGGUCUGCUGCUUUGUUGCUCUCCUCCUCUGGCCUGAUGUCUGGUCUGCCAUGGCGCAACACAUUCUGCUUUCUCUCUCUCCACUGUGAGCACUGCAGAUUUCCCCUCUCUGCCCCCCUCCCCCGCCUCCAGCUGCUGUUAACAAUUCUGUAAGCCAGACUUCACUGCAUCUUAAAUUGCACUUUCUCCCGUCGUCUAACCUUGUCAUAACCUUUUUCCUCCUGCUGUUUCGGUGUGUGUCUGAGUCUCUGUAUAAAUGUGUUUUUCAGUAUGUGAUAUCUGUUGUAGCGCUGUUUUUGUUUGUCCAGAGGUAAUAUAUGAAGGCAAGGUCUCUUCUGUAUUUGUUUAUUCGUGAUGGGUUUAAGCAGCAGUAGAACAGAGAAGAUGGGGAUUGAAAUAAAGAUCAAAAUAUAAAGAG